UGCAAACGAAUUAUUUUAGACUCGUGUGAAAGACGGCGUCGUUUUUUAUUUGCAAAAUUAUAAUAAAUUUACUUUUUAUUUUAUAAAAUAUUGUAUAAAAGUAACAAAAAUAAUGACGUGCCAAUAAUAAUCAUGUAGAAUAAUAUAAUGGAAUGUGAACAAAUUGUGUUAAACAAAAAUUAUUGAUACAGAAAAAACCGGACAUAAAACGAGUACAAGCAAAGGCCGCAAAGGCGUUGAACUGUGUAAUUAAAGUGUAGAAUAAAAAAAUUUUGUGUACGAAAAAAGACUCCAAUUUGAGGAGUCGCUUAGUUGGUUUUGCUGUCAAGAAACCAAAUAAAUAGAUUUUUCUUUUGGGAGCGUUUUAAAAACGGCCAAAAUUGUGGAAAAACAGGAAAAAACACCCAAGCGGAAGAAGAAGGCUGCAGCCAGUAAAAUGACUGCAGUCUUUUCGCCGCAACCACCGCCACAACAGCAGGCGGCUGGUCAACCUCCACCGGGAGGUAUGAUGCAACCUCCGCAAUCGACGACACCCAAUUCGAUGCAACCGCCACAGCAGCAGUCUGUGGUGGGUGGACCGGGACCAGGUGGCAUGAUGGGUCCAGGUGGAGGUGGUCCUGGUGGUAUGCCACCUGUUAUGGGUAUGGGUGGUCCAGGAGGAUCUCCAAUGCAAAGGGGUCCACCCAUGGGUGUGAUGGGUGGACCACCCGGUGGUCCUGAUGGUAUGAUGGGUGGUCCUCCUCCUGGGCAGCAUGGCGGUGGUGUACCCCCACCACCUAGUCCAGCUCAUAUACAGAAAAUUCUAGAUGAAAAUUGUAAGAUUAUACAGACCAUACAGAGUUUCCAAAAUAUUGGUAAAUCGUAUGAAUGUACUUCGUACCAUACCGCCUUGCAUAGAAAUCUCGUCUAUUUGGCACAACUGGCUGAUCCCACAAUGAAUAUCAAUCAAAUCUUGCCACCGCCGCAUAUUCUUCAGGCACAAGCCAAUCAGCAAGGCCCACAUGGUAUGAUGGGCUCCGGGGGACCGCCACCACCGCAGCAGCAGCAACCUCAAGGUGGACCACCUCCUGGGGCUCAGUCACAAAUGGGAGGACCACCUGGUACUCCCGGUAUGCCGCCAAUGCAACACGAUGGUUCCGGCCAACCGCCGUCUGGUAGUCAAAUGCCUCCCUAUGGUCAGGGUCCUCCACAACAUCCGGGAAUGCCACCGAAUGGAAAUCAACCACAACAAGGACUUCCUCCUUCAGGACCACAACAGCCUGGUGGUCCCCAAGGUGGACCACCGCCUCAGCAGGGUCCCUACCGUGGUGGUCCUCAAGGACCAGGUCCGCAACAACAGCCUCAAUCUGUGGGAGGUCCUCAACAGCAGCAACAACAGCAACCGAAUAAUAAUGCACCCGGAAAUCAACAACGCCCCAAUAGUGGACCUUCGGGCCCUGGUGCACCGCCUCCAGGUCAAGGACCGCCCCAACAACAGCAACAACAACAGGGUCCUAAUCAACAAGGACCGCAGCAACCCCAACAGCAACAAGGUCCACCUCCACCACAGCAAGGUCAAUAUAGAGGUGCCUACCAGCCACCACAGCAACAGCAUUCCCAUUAUCCUGGCUAUCCGCCACAACAACAACCGCAAUAUCCACCACAGGGUGGUUAUCCGUAUGGUCCACCAACACAUGGCUAUGGACCACCACCACCAAACGCUCAAGGUGGUUAUCAACCACAUGCCGGCAUGCCACCAACAUCGGCGGCCAGUGGUCCCCCACAACAGCAUCCUUAUGGAGCUAGCGGACCGGGACAGCAGGGUCCUCCCGGUUCUUAUGCUCCACCACCUAAUCAACAAUUGCCACCUGGUCAGCAACCGCCACCAGGGCAAAUGUAUGGUCCUCCGGCGGGAGGUCAGGGACCUCCACCACCUAAUCAGUAUGGUCCUCCACAAAGCGGCAGCGGUGGUCCUCCUCCACCGAUGAGUUAUGGCGGUUAUGGAGCUCCACCACCAAAUAACUAUGGACAAGCCAGUAAUACACCACCUGGAUCGUAUGGACCUCCACCAACAAGCAGUGCACAAUCGCCAUACCAACCGUAUCAACAGGCAGGACCGGGACCUCAAGGUUAUCCCGGUCAAGGACCACCACCGCCACCACAAGGCGGCCAAGGUCCUCCUCCGCAACCGCCACAACAAGCAGGUGGACCAAAUGCUCCUCCCGGCAGCGGUUACAGUUCUUCACCCAGCCCCGGGCAAACACCACCACCAAACCAACAACCUAGCGCUAGUGGUGCAAAUGGUCCUCCAAACAAUCAACAACCACCCACGAGUGUACAGUCUACACCACCACCCACACAACCGCCAACAAGUAGUUCAGGCACGGGUAGCUCGGGCGUUACAACGCAACCACCACAAACACAAGCUUCCGGACCACCACAAGCUCCACCACCUGGACAAGGUCCACCGCCGCCAACAUCACAACAGCAGCAAACGCCACAAAAUUAUCCGCCAGGCUCAAGUAGUGGACCACCACCCUCGGGCCCGCAGCCAACAUACUCAUCGCCGCCUACGACCGCACCCAGCGGUACUCCCUCACCCUAUGGUCAACAGGGAGCUCCAGGUUCAGGACCGCCAAACACUACAGCUCCACCCUCAACAGCCAAUGGGGCACCCGGACAAGGUCCGCCUCCUCCUAUGGCACCUAAUCAAUAUCAGCCACCACCAGGAGCUCCACAGCCACCCUAUGGUGCACCACCACCCCAGGGUUAUGGACCACCUCCACCGGGUAGUGGUUAUCCACAACAUGGUUAUCAUCAGCCGCAGGGCGGCUACGGAUCAAUGCCACCUCAAGGACAAUAUCCACCACCUUCGCCUCAAGGAUAUCAAGGUUAUCGUCCAGCCGGUGCACAACAGAUGCCUCCCCCAGGAGCGCCUCCUCAAGGUCCACCACCGGGUGCUUAUUCCUAUUACGGCAACCAACCGCCACAGUAAAAAAAAUACAACACUAAACAAGUUUAAAACUUCAAGAAGCUGUAGCAUGCAACAAAUAUAAACGGAAGAAAAUCUUAAACAUUUUAUAAUUUAAGAAUUUGUAAAAUUUUAACGAAAAACAGUCUACAACAUUAUAGAGCCCUAAGAGAUCGUUGUUAUAAGUCUAUUAACUGCCCAAAAUUGCAUGUAUUAACGACAAGACUUCUCUUAACAAAAAAAACAUAGAAAUGACAUUAUACGAAAAUUGAAUAUUUUAUAAUUUUCUGUUAAAAAAUAUUUUGCAGUUUAAACAGUUAUUUAAUUGGCACAUUGUAUUCAAAUUUUAUAUAAGUUUUGAAAUUUCUUAAAGAAAAUUCUACUUAAAAAUUACUCAAAACAAUUGCCUUACAAUUAAACUGCUUAACUUCAAAAUUUCUCUAAUUUGUUUUAUGGACUUAAAAGUUUACAAUUUGUGUUAAAUAAUUUUCUCAACUCUUAACUUAUUUGUAAAUUUUCUGCUAAACUUAUUCUCUUUUAUUCUAUAACUUUUUUACACUAUCUUUCUCUCCCAAUCACUAUUUCUCUAUAUUUAUUUGUAACUUAUCUCAACUUUGUAGCUUUCUUAAUGUUUUAUGUUUAAGUCUUAAAAUAUUAAAGAAAACUUAAUUUUUUGUGUUUUUUUUUUUUUAAUAUAAGUUUUAAUUUUAAUUAAGCAAAAGGAAACAAAACAAAAAAACAACUUAAAUUUUUUAAAAUAAAAUUAACUGUUAAAUAGUUUUGAAUAAAUUGGUUCAACGUAAAAAAAAUUCAUUUUGUAGCAUUUUUGAAAACAAAUUUAUAAUUAAAUUAAAAAAAAAGAAAAGCAAAUACUAUUUACAAUAAUAAACUAAAAACAAAAACAAUUAUUUGUACCGUUUCACUAAUUGUUAGUUCUAAAGAUUUAAGCCGAUAUUUAAGAGAAAAUAAAAAGCAUUAAAAACUAAAGGUUAAAAUUUUGAUAAUUUAACAACUAUUGAAACUGCAAAAAAAUUCAAAAUAUUAUGUGUCAACUUUAAUCAAUUUUUAAAUAAUCCAUUAAAAUAAUAAUUAACACUUUUUGCUAUGCAUUAAUCCUAUAUAAAAACAAA
Molecule: messenger RNA, 4080 nt
Organism: Lucilia cuprina (Australian sheep blowfly)
Lineage: Eukaryota; Metazoa; Arthropoda; Insecta; Diptera; Calliphoridae
Product: basic proline-rich protein
Exons: 2
Coding region: 437-2974 (845 amino acids)
Source: RefSeq, a predicted model, not a curated record